Messenger RNA from Aureobasidium melanogenum CBS 110374, 1896 nucleotides. RefSeq names its product MFS general substrate transporter. Lineage: Eukaryota; Fungi; Ascomycota; Dothideomycetes; Dothideales; Saccotheciaceae. The record is from RefSeq and is a predicted model, not a curated record. Gene Ontology annotation, biological process: transmembrane transport. Gene Ontology annotation, molecular function: transmembrane transporter activity. Bases 1 to 1896 code for a protein of 631 amino acids. The transcript has 4 exons.
AUGAACGCCCAAGAUAGGUUCAUGGCCGAUAAUGAGCGCGAUGCCUCACCUGACAGAUUCGGUCCCAUUGAACGCCAUGAAUCCCACGAAUCACCUGUAGCAACAAGACGACGCUCUUCUGUAUCAUCACAAUCUGGACACUCGGUUAGGAUGCAAGAGAUGGGUAGAAGCAUCUCCAGGGUUGAGACACAACACGAGAAUGAGGCAGAUCUUGAAAGGCAUCCCACAGCAUUGAGCAGAAUCCAGACUGGCAGAAGUCAGCACAGCGCCACUGUUGGAGCAAGCGGCACAGAGGGCUCAGGAUUUGGUGUCUUCCGCACAAGAUCGUCCAAGGCAAGCAAACCCUUGCCUGCUUUUGGUGGUGGCAAGCCUUAUCCUCCCCCUCUGCCAGAAAGAGAAGAAUAUGUAGUAGAAUUUGAUGGUCCCAAUGAUCCAAUGCAUGCUCAGAACUGGCCUUUCAAGAAGAAGCUUCCUGUCGCUGCUUCGCUAGGCUUUGUUACUUUGACUGCUGCAUUUGGCUCAUCCAUCUUCUCCUCUGCUACCGGUGCUGUCGCUCUCGAAUACGGUGUCUCAAGAGAAGUUGGUAUUCUUGGUAUCUCGCUUUACGUUCUCGGAUUUGCUACUGGCCCUAUUCUUUGGGCCCCCAUGUCAGAACUCUACGGUCGCCGCGUUCCUCUUCUCAUCGCUUCGUUUGGUUUCUCAAUCUUCUCUAUCGCUGUAGCUGUUGGAAAGGAUCUUCAGACCAUCCUCAUCUGCAGAUUCUUCGGUGGCUUCAUGGGUGCCUGUCCGCUUACCGUCGUUGGAGCUGUAUUUGCCGACAUGUUCAACAACGCUCAAAGAGGUGUCGCCGUUACUGUCUUCAGUAUUGCCGUCUUUUCUGGACCUCUACUCGCACCGUUCAUCGGAGGCUUCAUCACGACUUCAUACCUCGGCUGGCGCUGGUGCGAAUAUAUCACCGCCAUUAUGGGCUUCACUGGACUUGCUCUCCUGCUCUUCCUCCUCGAAGAGACAUAUCCACCUGUGAUUCUUGUCAACAAGGCUGCUGAGCUUAGGCGCAGAACCAAGAACUGGGGUAUUCACGCAAAGCAGGAAGAAAUUGAAAUCAAUCUCCGCGAGCUGGUUGAGAAAAACUUGGGCAGACCCAUGCGCAUGCUUUUCACAGAGCCAAUUGUGCUGCUAUUGUCAAUCUACAUGGCGUUUGUAUACGGUCUGCUUUAUCUGUUCCUGACUUUCUACCCAAUCGUUUUCCAACGAGUCCACGGAAUGUCUCCUGGUGUCGGUGGAUUGCCAUACUUCGGUAUGAUCUUGGGUGAAUUCUUCGCUGGUCUCUACAUCGUUAUCGACGUGCCAUCAUACAACCGCAAGCUGAAGGCGAACAACAACAUCCCUAUUCCGGAGUGGCGUCUUCCUCCAGUCAUCAUUGGUGGUGUACUCUUUGGCAUUGGUUUGCUAUGGUUCGGUUGGACUGGUUACCGUGAGGAUAUCCCCUGGAUUGCUCCUACUCUAAGUGGACUGUUUACUGGAUUCGGCAUCAUGUCCAUCUUCCUCCAGUGUCUCAAUUAUUUGAUCGACAGCUACUUGAUGUUCGCUGCUUCCGCCAUCGCUGCCAACACAUUUUUGCGUUCGCUCUGCGGCGCAGGAUUCCCUCUAUUCGCUACCUACAUGAUCGACGGUAUGGGCAUUCAGUGGGCAGGUACUUUGCUGGGCUGCUUUGCCUUCUUACUCGUCCCUCUGCCCAUUCUCUUCUACCUGAAAGGCGCUCAGAUCAGAGGCAAGAGUAAUUUUGCACCUACUUUCCCUAUUGCCAACAAGGCAUCAGCCAACCCAGAUGAUGAGCCCGUCUCUUCUGGUAAUAGCAUUUCCGAUGCUCCGAAAGACGUUGAGAAACAAGCAUAA